This is a messenger RNA of Canis lupus familiaris (dog), 1899 nucleotides long. RefSeq lists its product as uncharacterized. The coding region runs from base 557 to 1816 and encodes 419 amino acids. The transcript has 2 exons. NCBI's taxonomy places the organism in Eukaryota, Metazoa, Chordata, Mammalia, Carnivora, Canidae. The record is from RefSeq and is a predicted model, not a curated record.
AGAUGGCCGCGGUCCCUGGGCAAGGGGACAGAGGGAGAACCAAAGCAGUCCCCGCCACCUGUGAGGAAGAAAUAGAAUCAGUCCCUCCCUGAAUGAAGUUCCAGAAACGGCAUCCUCCAUCUCCCGACUGACCUCCUUCCCGGGACGCCGGGGACUCCUGCCAUCGUCUGCCUUCAGGAGACGUGCCGUGGCCAUCCAAGGAGCUCCUGGGCUCCCACGGCCCGGAGCUCCACCUGUGCCGCUGUCUCCCUCUCCCGACAGGAAGUUCAGUUGCCCUGGCACUCCAUCUCCAUGGCAACCCUUGCUUUGGAGACACUGAACGGAAACUGCUGGUGUGGGGAGGCCAGCGGCAGAAUACUGAUUUGCCCGGUGUCUGUGACCACAACUGCAUCUCAAUACUUUUCCAGAUACCCAAGGAGCUAAAAAUACAUCGGGUUCGGUCUAGGGCCCUCCAGCCAGGCCAAGCACGUCAAAACGCAUCUGCGCGGACUCUGGCCGGCUGCUGUUAGCUCUCUUAAGCAAUCUGGGCUCAAGGGCCACGGGAACGGGGCACUGAAUGCAAAACCGCAGAGUGCAGGUCAGGAGGGGCCUGCAGGAGAGAAGGGAGAGACGUGAGGGGGGUCUCCUGAGAGGAAGCCGAGGGGUUCGGGGCGGGGGGCAGCCGGCGGGGAGCACGCGUUCCCUGCCGUGCACCAGUGAACCUGCCGGUCAACUCGCCACCCGGGAUUUGUCUACUUGCUCGUUUGACAAACACGUAUUAAGCCUCUACUGUGUUCCAGAUUUUGUGCCGGGCACUGGGAUCACAGGUGUGAGCAAGAGAGUGCACAUGUUCCCCCCUCUCACCAGAGUUCACAGGAUGUUGGAAACGGGAUUAUAUCUGAAAAUGCAAACGUACCACGCGUAUUCCUGGAUGUCUUCUCUGCUGUGCAGUGAGCUUCCCUGUUCCAAGCUUAUCCUACUCGUAACCUUGCAGUGUCUGCGGCACAAAGAAGCUGCGCAGUUGGAGCAAACACCGGGAGCCGGGGCCACACAGCCGGGCCCCCCAACCCUGGCCUCAUCCCUGAGGCAACGAGCCCCCAGCCAGAGAGGCGGGGCCACGCUGCAGGUGCUGUGCAGACACUGGAGUAGCCACGAAGGAGGUGCUGCCUGCCGGGCUGCUGGCUGCUGCCCUGACCCUGCCUGCCUUCCCGAGCCUCGGGCCCAGAUCCCGUGGCCGGCUGGUUCACUUGGGGGGGAAGGGGCUGCACUCCUGGAAGCGCCCCACAUCCUGCGGCCCGUCGGGCUGGGUGAGAAUGAGGACUGCUCCACACGACCCGCUUCUCCCUUUUGGCAAAGCAGCUGCAGAUCUGCCCGAUGGGGGCACCCUCUGAGGGAGGCUGGCGCGCUUCUGGUGCCCUCCUGCGCCUGGGGCUCAACAAAGCCUGACCCCCUCCGCCGCCCAGAUGAUGUCCUCCUUCGCCCGAGGCAGCAGCCCGUCUCUAGUGCUCCCCUUCCCCUCGGGCCUGGAGAAAGGAGCCUGUGGCUACCUGGAGACUGGUCUGUACCUGACCACGGCCCCUACUGGUUGGUGUUGCCCUGCAGGGCCUUGGGGUGGAGCAGGCCCUCUGCAGACCUAAAACCCUGUCCGAACCCUUUGGGGGGCACCGGGACGGUCCUCUCUGCCGGGUGCCAGUCUCAUUCAGGGCUUCCCCUGAGAUGCCUCUUACCACCCCUACCCUCUGCCUCAGGCUGUCCUCAGAGGCCCUCUGAAGGCCCCUUCAACGGGUCACCUGGGGGGGGUCAGCGCUUGAGCGUCUGCCUUUGGCUCAGGCCAUGACCUAAGGGGUCCUGGGAUCGAGUCCUGCAUCGGGCUCCCUGCAGGGAGCCUGCUUCUCCCUCUGCCUGGGUCUCUGCCUCUCU